AUGAAAGUACCAGAUUUUCUUUUGGAUGGAGAAUGGAUUUUACCAACUGAACUACUGGAGAUGAUCCACAUAAAUGAUUUACCAGUUAGCAGUGGUGGAAGAGACAGGAGAGUAUGGACUGGUACUAUCACAAGAAGCUUCACAGUAUCAUCUUCAGUGGAGAUCAUUAGACAAAAAAUUCCCUCUUUACAUUGGACUAAGAAGGUAUGGCAUAAAUCUGUGCACCUUAGUAUAUCUAGUAAUGCGUGGAAAUUAGCUAGAAAUGUUUGCGCAAUUGAUGACAAUAUGAAAAAGAAAAAAUUUAAUAUGGUAUCAAGAUGCAUAUUCUGUAAGAAGGAGGAGGAAACAAGAGAUCGUAUCCUUUGGUACUGUAAUUUAAGUAAGAUCAUUUGGAGUUGGCUUGGUGGAAUCUUCAAUUUAAUAAAUCCAAGAUCAUUUGAAGAGGUCCUCCAAUUUUCCAAUAACAAGAGUCCUGCUAUAAAAGAAUUAUGGAUAUUGGCAGCAUUUAUAACUAUGAAUGAGCUCUGGUUUCUGAGAAAUGAAUGUAUAUUUGAUAAAGGAAAAUGUGAUCAAAGAUUGAAUCCAAUAAUGUGGAAUAGUCAAUAUGAUUUGCAGGUUCUCAGGAUAUUUGGUUUGAAGACAAGGAGUGUGAAGAGUAUGAUCAUAAAAGAAGUAUUCUUUCAACUACUAGAACAGGGGAAAUUAUUACUAUGCUGUGAUGGAGCCUCUAGGGGAAACCCAGGUACUGUUGGUUAUGGGGUAGUGGGAAGAAAUAACACAGGAGAAUUUGUGAUUGCAAUUUCAGGUGGUCUGGGCAUAUCUACUAACUACUAUGCAGAGGUUUUUUCAGUAUUAAUAACAGGUGAGCAGGUUGUACAUCAUGGUUUUCAUGACCUUGUUUUCAGAACAGACUCUAAAGCUGUUAUAAAUGCAUUCCAAAGCCAGAAAGUUCCUUGGUUUGCAGCUACAAGAUGGGAAAAGAUUUGUGCAGAAGUGUCUUCUUGGAGUUUUAUUCAUAGUUACAGAGAAGUGAAUUUAUCUAGUGACAAAAUGACAAAGAGGGGAGCAACACUAAGUAGAGGAGAAAAGAGAAUUUUUGAUAUUAAGCCAUCUUUUUUUGGCUGUCUGGAAAAUCCAGAUCUAAGUCUAUUUUAG
Messenger RNA from Papaver somniferum (opium poppy), 1155 nucleotides. RefSeq lists its product as uncharacterized. Gene Ontology annotation, molecular function: RNA-DNA hybrid ribonuclease activity; nucleic acid binding. The transcript has a single exon. The coding region runs from base 1 to 1155 and encodes 384 amino acids. Lineage: Eukaryota; Viridiplantae; Streptophyta; Magnoliopsida; Ranunculales; Papaveraceae. The record is from RefSeq and is a predicted model, not a curated record.